Molecule: messenger RNA, 819 nt
Organism: Penicillium cosmopolitanum
Lineage: Eukaryota; Fungi; Ascomycota; Eurotiomycetes; Eurotiales; Aspergillaceae
Exons: 2
Coding region: 1-819 (272 amino acids)
Source: RefSeq, a predicted model, not a curated record
AUGGAAAAACCAAAAAUUGACGCCGCGGAUGCUCGUUCAUGGGCAGUCGCCCGCCAUCUUCACAGAAAUGGAUUCAUUACAUUAGUCUCGCCCCGACGCCAUUUUGUGCCUGGCUGGCUUGACAAGUACCUAAGCGCGGCCAGAGGCGGGGCAACUGUCUCUGCCGACGAAUAUGGAUACCGUGUAAAUAUCGCCGAUAUGCAUCGCAUGUACAUGAGGUAUCUUCAAGCAAAACUGGUACAAACGGCGAUUACGCUUCAUCCCAAAGAGUUCACAAUUACCGAGAUGGAAUCGGAUGCGUUGGAGUCUACAUUAAGAAAGUACGUCCAAUCCGUGCAAGACCAAGAAUACAUGGCCAAACACUCCGGCAAGCGGAAUGACCCCUUCAUUGCUUCCAGCGAGCGACUCCAUGAUCAUUAUAUCCUCGAAAGGGAGAUGACUCGGCAGGGGAAAAUCCCCGACGACUUUGAAGCACUGAAAGCAACCGCAAUCCUGACGGGUCCCUGGGAAAAAGGCAACCGAGCUGGCGCUCAGCCCAUAUACGCCACGCGAGCGGAGACCAUGAAACGAGGCCUCUUCUCGAGACUCGCAGGCGCUUUAGUGGGCGGUGCCUUUCUUAUCGGGCCCAUGUGGUUACUCGCACUCGAGCGGGACUUGUACUUCCAACUCGGGUUUACGACGGGAUUUGUCUCGGCGUUUGGAUUGCUUAUGGCGUGGUAUCUCAACACGCUUGAAUCUGUUUUUGCGGCGUCGAUUGCUUAUGCGGCUGUGCUCAUGGUUUUUAUAGGAGUGAUCAUGCAAGAAGCUGGGAGUCGGUAG